Molecule: messenger RNA, 1395 nt
Organism: Anthostomella pinea
Lineage: Eukaryota; Fungi; Ascomycota; Sordariomycetes; Xylariales; Xylariaceae
Source: the annotation of a GenBank genome assembly
AUGAAGCCCACAACUUCCUUGUUAGCCUUGGCCCUGGGGGCCUUCCAAGCCACCGCAUCUCCAACCCCUGUCGAUCAAGAGCUGGCUCCUCGUGCUACGCCAACUCUCUACUUGUGCGGUGACAGUACCAUGGCCAAGAACGGCGCCAACGACGGCGACACCGACGGCUGGGGGCAAUACAUCGGCAACUACGUCUCUAUCACGACAGUCAACAACGCCAUCGGCGGGCGGUCCGCACGCUCGUACUGGGACGAGGGUCGGUUCGCAACCGUAGCAGCGUCCGUCCAAUCCGGCGACAUCGUCGUGAUCGAAUUCGGCCACAACGACGGCGGCACGCCCGAGUCGGCCGACAACGGCCGCUCCGACUGUCCCGGGGCCGGCACCGAGACGUGCGUCUCUGACGCCACGGGCGCGACCGUCUACACCUUUGUGUUCUACGUCGUGCAGGCGGCCAAGCUGAUGACUGCGAAAGGCGCCACCGUGAUCCUGUCGUCGCAGACGCCGAACAACCUCUGGGAGACGGGCGCCUACGUCUACAGCGCGCCGCGUUUCGUCGGCUACGACCUGACGGCGCAGAAAUCGCUGGGCAGUGCGAGCGUCACGUUUGUCGACCACUUCCAGGCCGUUGCGAAUGUGUAUGCUAAGCUUGGCAACGCGGCAACCAACGCCCUUUACCCCAACGACCACACGCACACGAGCCCCGCGGGCGCCGACCUGAGCGCCCAGGCCUUUGCUGAGGCUAUCAGCACGGCUAUGAACGGCACCACGUCGCUCGAGUCGUAUGUCAAGAGUGGCAACCCGACACCGUACCGCUUGGUCAUCAAGCCGGCCUUCUUCCACUUCUUCCGCUGCAUCGACCCUGGCAAUUCGGCGCGGCGGUGCGGAUCGAACAGCUACGGCUUCUCCUGGAACUCGAAAUCGAUCCGGCUGUUGACAAUGAACAAGUACUCGGAGGUUGAGCGGAUCGCCGACCUGAAUCGGCCUCAGGCGCAUCCGGCAUUCUGGGAAGCCGGCGGGCGUAUUCCCAAAAAGGAAGAAAAGUCACGGUCAGAUGCCAGUGUUGGCCGUAUGAUCCGCGAGGAGUACGGGCCAGAAGAGUUCAUCGCCGCAAAGCUCGAGUUGAUCAAGGAGGCGGCAUUCGCCCAGGUCCAGGCUCGCAAUUCUCCGUACGAGAAGAAAGGACCUGCCGGCGGACCCCUAUAUCCACGACCGCGCGCUGGUCUGCAUGGCAUCCCCGUGCUGCGGGAGCUGGACUGGCUGGACUGGAUGCCUAAUGGGGUAUACCUGUUCUUCUCGCCAACGGCGCCAACGGCGCCAACACGCGGACUAUCCACGAGAUCAUUGUCGCAGCGCAGGCUCGGCGCGGCCUUGGUCUAUUUCCCCUGCUGUGUGUAA